AUGAGAACAAAGGUUAAUAAUAAAGCAGAAGAACCAAUAAAAUAUCUUAACGGGGAAAAUCGAUUGGUAACGGAAGAUGAAUCCAUGCGACAAGAAAAUGCAUGCAAUCCCAUGCAACAACAACCUCCACCAUUGCAUCAACAACUUCCACAUUUUCAGCCACAACUUUCACAUUUCCUGCAACAACCGACACUAUUGCAACAGCAACAACCUUCACCAUUGCACCAACAACCUUCACCAUUGCACCAACAACCUUCACCAUUGCACCAACAACUUUCACUUUUUCAGCAACAGCCUGCGUCAUUUCAGCUACAACUUUCACCAUUUCAGCAAAAACCUCCACAAUUACAGCAGCAACCUUCAACAUUGCAGCAACAAUCUUUUCCAUUGAAACAUCAACUUUCUCCACUGCAGCAACAGUUUUCAUGUUUUCAGCAACAGCCUUCACUACUGCAGCAACAACCUUCAACAUUGCAGCAACAACCUUCAACAUUGCAGCAACAACCUCUACCAAUGCAGCAACAACUUUUACGUUUUCAGCAAAAACCUCCAUCAUUGCAGCAACAACCUUCACUAUUGCAGCAACAACCUACACCAUUGCAUCAACAACCUUCACUAUUGCAGCAACAAUCUUCACUAUUGCAGCAACAAUCUUCACUAUUGCAGCAACAACCUUCAACAUUGCAGCAACAACCUACACCAUUGCAGCAACAACCUUCACUAUUGCAGCAACAACCUUCACUAUUGCAGCAACAACCUACACAAUUGCAGCAACAAGUUCCACUUUUAAAGCAAAAUCCUUCACCAUUGCAGCAACAACCUCCAUCAUUGCGCCAACAACCUCCAUCAUUGCAGCAACAACCUCCAUCAUUGCGCCAACAACCUCCAUCAUUGCAGCAACAACUUCCAUCAUUGCAGCAACAACCUUCAUCAUUGCAGCAAGAAGAUCUACUUUUUAAGCAAGAACCUUCACCAUUGCAGCAACAACCUCCACCAUUGCAGCAACAGUUUUCUCCGUUUCAGCAGCAACAAUUGUCACCAUUGCAAAAACAGUUUUCACCAUUUCAGCAACAACUAUCACCCUCCCAGCCACAACAACUUUUACAUUUCCAGCAACAACUACCACCCUUUCAGAGACAAUUUUCAUUUCAGCAACAACAAUUUCCACAUUUCCAACAACAACUUUUACCAUUGCAACAACAACUGUCACCAUUGCAACAACAACUUCCAUCAAUGAAGCAACAACUUCCAUCAAUGAAGCAACAACCUCCAUCAAUGAAGCAACAACCUCCCUCAUUGCGCCAACAACCUCCAUCAUUGCCCGAACAACCUCCAUCAUUGCAGCAACAACCUUCAUCAUUGCAGCAACAACCUUCAUCAUUGCAGCAAGAAGAUCUACUUUUUAAGCAAGAACCUUCACCAUUGCAGCAGCAACCUUCAUCAUUGCAGCAACAACCUUUAUCAUUGCAGCAACAACCUCUACCAAUGCAGCAACAAACUACAUCAUUGCAGCAACAACCUUUACCAUUUCAGCAACAACUAUCACCCUCCCAGCCACAACAACUUCUACAUUUUCAGCAACAACUUCCACCAUUUCAGAGACAAUUUCCAUUUCAGCAACAACAAUUUCCACAUUUCCAACAACAACUUUUACCAUUGCAGCAACAACAUCCACCUACGCAGCAACAAUUUCAACCAUUGCAGCAACAACUUUCACCAUUGCAGCAGCAACAACUUUCACCAAUGCCGAAACAACUUCCACCAUUGCAAAAACAAUUUCCACCAUUGCAAAAACAAUUUCCACCAUUUCAGCAACAAUUUCCACCAUUCCAGCAACAAUUUCCACCAUUGCAGCAACAAUUUCCACCAUUGCAGCAACAAUUUCAACCAUUCCAGCAACAAUUUCUACCAUUCCAGCAACAAUUUCCACCAUUCCAGCAACAACCUCCACCAUUCCAGCAACAACCUCCACCAUUCCAGCAACAAUUUCCACCAUUCCAGCAACAACUUCCAUCAUUCCAACAGCAACUUCCACAGGAUUUACCGGUAUCUAUUUCGAAUAAACGCAAAAGAGUACAACCAAGGAGAAGAAGACGACAACUCAGAACCGUCGAAAGCUAUCGGAUGGUUUACAAUGCUCAUCAGAGGGAAAUUUUAGAGAGGGAGUAUCGCAUGAAGGUCUUCAUUGAUCGAAAGGAUAGGGAUCGGAUUGCUGAUGAAACCGGAUUAGACAUCAGCCAAAUUAAAUACUGGUAUCAGAACAGAAGAGCCAAAGAAAAGAAAGAUAGAAGAAAAAGAGAACAAUUAGGAAACUAA
Messenger RNA from Helobdella robusta, 2316 nucleotides. RefSeq lists its product as hypothetical. Gene Ontology annotation, molecular function: DNA binding. The record is from RefSeq and is a predicted model, not a curated record. The transcript has a single exon. Lineage: Eukaryota; Metazoa; Annelida; Clitellata; Rhynchobdellida; Glossiphoniidae. The coding region runs from base 1 to 2316 and encodes 771 amino acids.